GUGCUCUUCUUAAAUCAUCACGGUCGCUUUUGUUUUUUAUAUUCCAUAUUUUAUCGUUUUCCCCCCUGAUCUCUUUUUUUCGUUUUGUUUUUCUGUUCAUUUAGAUUUCAGUUAAUAUUUUCCAAAAUGUCGGAGGGUUCGAAAAGGUCAUCAGUUUCGACGAUAUCGGGGUCUGUUGCGAGAAUGGAGGCGGAACCCGUCGGGGAGAAGAAGAAAGGCCUGGGGAUGUGGAUGACGUCCUUUUUCCUCAUUGCACAGAUGGCAGGGGCAGGAUUUCUCUCUCUCCCGAAGGCUCUGGCGAAUACGGGCUGGCUAGGAGUACCCAUGCUUAUCCUGUUCUGCACAAUGGUAGGCUUCUCAGGAACGCGUCUAGGAAAGUGCUGGGUCAUCCUCGAAGAGAGAUAUCCUGAAUAUAAGAAACCUUGUCGACAGCCCUAUAUGGAGAUCGCUGACAAGGCCCUCGGAGUGCAUGGAAGACGCCUGACGCUGGCAAGUGUGGUGAUCACCCUCUUGGGUGGAACGACAGUCUUCCUCAUCCUGAUUGCGUCAUUCCUGAACGGGUUGAUCCCUCAGCUGAGUUCCUGUGAGUGGCUGCUGAUCGUGGCUGCGGUGAUCCUACCCUUCACGUGGCUCGGGACGCCUAAGGACUUCUGGCAAGCCUCCGUCCUGGCCGUGAUCUCCACCGCCGUCGCCUGCAUCGUCAUCUUCAUCCAAAUCCUCGUGGAAAUAGAGAACCACGAGGACCCCUUCUACCAGAAUCCUACGAUCUCCACCUUCGCCCUCGGCUUCGGUGCCAUCCUCUUCGCCUUCGGGGGGGCCUCUGUGUUCCCGACCAUCCAGAACGACAUGGGGGAUCGGACGCAGUUCGGCAAGAGCGUCGUGGUCGGGUUUGCUGCUAUCCUGAGUCUCUACCUCCCCGUGGCCGUGGCAGGAUACGCCGUUCAGGGAUUCGAAGUCGGUGAUAACAUCCUUCUCUCCGUGAACCAAGCUUCCUGGUCGGUCACAGCCGCCAUUAUCCUCGAAGUCAUUAAUCUCUUCGGGACUUACAUCAUCUCCUUCAACCCCGUCGGGCAGGUGUUCGAGGAGCUCUUGGGGGUUGAGAACAAAUUCGGCUACAAGAGAUGCCUCGUUCGCUCGGCCAUCAUCAUCUUCGAAGUGAUUAUAGGUCUCGCUGUGCCUGACUUUGGCAUGAUUCUCAACCUUAUCGGCGGCUCGACUGUCACUGUCUGCUCUUUUAUCCUUCCGCCUCUGAUGUACAUGAAGUUGGUCGAUAGGACAGGCCCUCCCGAGUGGCCUAAGCGAACGAUCCCACUGUGGGAGCGCGUGGUACUGUGGGAGAUCAUCAUCAUCGGAGCUGUGGGCGGCAUUACCUCCACAGUGUCGGCCUUCAUCGCCAUCCUCGACCCCGAUUCCUUCAACAAAUCCUGCUUCGUCGCCUUUUCGUAAUAGGAUUCGCCGGCGGGUGAGAUUUCCUUCAUCGGUGUCCGGUCUGUGUCCUUUCGAAUCCGUUUCUGAUUCUGGUCUUAGAUUUAAAAAAAAAAAAAGAAAGGAAAAGAAGAUGAAGGAGAAAUAUGAGGAAGAGAGAGAGAGAUAGAGAGAGAGAGAGAGGGAGAGAGA
Messenger RNA from Penaeus chinensis, 1617 nucleotides. Its product is annotated as amino acid transporter AVT1B-like. Gene Ontology annotation, cellular component: vacuolar membrane. The transcript is spliced from 8 exons. Gene Ontology annotation, molecular function: L-alanine transmembrane transporter activity; L-proline transmembrane transporter activity. The record is from RefSeq and is a predicted model, not a curated record. Lineage: Eukaryota; Metazoa; Arthropoda; Malacostraca; Decapoda; Penaeidae. Gene Ontology annotation, biological process: amino acid transmembrane transport; L-alanine transport. The coding region runs from base 127 to 1446 and encodes 439 amino acids.